Microcebus murinus (gray mouse lemur) is the source of this 9643-nucleotide messenger RNA. The record is from RefSeq and is a predicted model, not a curated record. NCBI's taxonomy places the organism in Eukaryota, Metazoa, Chordata, Mammalia, Primates, Cheirogaleidae.
CUGAGUCGCCCGGGGCAGAAUCGAAACUCAUCGCAGAACCGAAAGUGAUCGAGGGGCGCCCGGGAGCGGCCGCUGGGCCGUGGGGCGGCGGAGGACUUCACACCUCCGGGCAGUCCCAGUGCACCAGCUGAGCUCAGCAGCCUCAGAUCCCGGCCCGAAGAUCCAGGCCAGCGUCGGAGAUGGAGGCCCCGGGGUCCCGUCCGUCGCCUGCCAGCCCCACCGCCAGCAAGGGGGUGUCCCUGGCCAGGCUGCACGCCCAGGUGGAGCUGCACCUGGGCUGCUCCCGCUGCACGCAGCGCCUCAACGAGAGCACGUACGUCCUGCGUGGCGUGGAGCACAGCUGCCCCCGCGAGAUCCUGCUGGCCCGCUUCAAGCAGGCCACCAAGAGCAAGAUCUGGCGCAAGGUGGGCCGCCGGCCCAGCUUCCCAAGGCCUUCCCGCUACCAAGUCUGCCGCUACUACAGCCCGGGGCUCGGCUGCCGGCGCCACCGGAACCAGUGCACCUUCGCCCGCAGCCCCGAGGAGGCCCUGGUCUGGACCUUCGAGCGCGAGCACAACCUCCAGCGCCUGUGGCUGAAGGCCGCGGUGCAGGGCGGCGGCGGGGCCCAGGGCGGGGCCGGCGGGCCGGGCCGGGCGGCCGACGCCAUCAGAGAGGAGUUUGGCGGCCACUUCGAGCUGCUGUGCUCCCUGUGCUUCCGGCGCAGCCCCCCGCACAUCUGCCGGGUGGACCCCCAGGGCCGGUGCCCUGAGCACGGAGCCUGCCCCUCACUCCUGACCCACGUGAGGGCCAAGGGCCGCAGCAAGCUGCAGUUCCUGGAGGUGCGGCCACAGCCCCAGUACGGCCAGCCGCUCGCCUACUGCAUGUUUGUGGGCCGCGGGCAGCCGUGCCGGCACGGGGCCUCCCGCUGCCAGUACGCGCACAGCGCCGUGGAGAUGGCCGUGUGGGAGGCCGAGCUGCGGGGCAGCCUCAAGCGGGAGGACCUGCUUGUGCCUGUUGCCCCCAGGGGCGGGCGCACAGCCCCCCUCAGCCAGCCCCCCGGGGCCCAGCUGUACUGCCACGCCUGCCGGAUCACCUGCCACUCUCGGGAGGCUUUCGAGAACCACUGCUCCUCCUGGGAGCACACACACAUGGUGGCCCUGGACCUGGCCGGGCCCUGGGAGCACCGCCGCCCCCCCAUGGGGCUCUCCACGUUCGAGCUCUGCCCAGAGCCUGCCCGCUGCGAGUACGGGGACGUGUGCACCAAGGCGCACUCGGUGCAGGAGCUGCAGGAGUGGGUGCAGAGGGUGCAGGCUGCGGGGCUGCGGGAGCAGGCGGCCUGGCAGGACGGGCUGGUGCCCUACCGCGUGCGGCUGCUGGCCGAGUACCAGGACGGCGGCGGCCAGGCCCUGGUGCUGGCCGAGACCGUGGAGGGCGUGUCCGUGUCCUGCGACCAGCCGCUGGCGCAUCAGGCCCGGGAGAAGAGGACGCAGCACAGCUGGGUGUUCACCGUCCGGUCGGAGGACCCCCUGCUGCACGUGGCCCUGCUCAAGCAGGAGCCGGGCGCGGACUUCUCCCUGCUGGCGCCCGGCCUCCCGCCAGGCCAGCUCUACGCGCAAGGCGAGCGCUUCCGCCAGCCGGGGUCCCAGACCGACUUCCGCGUGGGAGUGCGCGUGCAGACCACCUCCUUCGGCACCUUCAAGCAGUGGGUGGCCUUUGACUUCGGCCGCCGGCCGGUGCUGCUUCAGGAGCUGGAGCUGGAGCUGGGCCAGGUGCACUGCCCGGGGCUCCGGGGGGCGGCAGUGCCCGGCAGCUCGGAGGAGCUGGAGCGCUGGCACGCCGGCAACCGCCACGUGGUGCCCGGCGUGGAGCGCACGGCCGAGCAGACGGCCCUGCUGGCAAAGUACAAGGUGCCCGCCCAGGCCCUGGGGAUCACGGGCAGCAGCCCUGCCCCGGGCCCCCUGUCUCGCAGCAACUACCGGCAGAGGAUGCACCAGUUUCUCCACGAGGAGGAGGCCGCUCAGCAGCGGCUGGUGGCCAAGCUGUCCCUUCGGGCCCAGGUGUCCCUGAAGACGGCGCUGCAGACGCCAGCCCUGGGCAUGCUCUUCGCGCCACCCGGAGCGCUCUACGCCGAAGUCCCCAUCCCCGCCUCCCUGACGCCGGACACAGAGCAGGGCUUCCUGCUGGGCCGGGCGGUCAGCACGGCCCUGGUGGCCCCCGUGCCCGCGCCCGACAGCACGGUGUUCGAGGCGCGGCUGGAGCCGCGGGCCAGGUCGGAGCAGGCGCUAUGGCUGCUCCUGCCGGCCCCCUGCUGCGAGGCCCUGGGGCUGCGGCCCGAAGCCAGCCCUGUCCUGGAGGUGCAGUUCCAGGUCGACCCGCUGACCUUCUGCCUCUGGCACCAGGCUGUGGACGCGCUGCCCGAGGAGCGCCUGGUGCUGCCCGACCUGCCGGCCUGCGUCCUGCCCUGCCCGCGGCCAGCCCCGGCCUCCGUGCGCGGCAACUGCAAGCAGAAGCUGGCCAUGGGGCUCAUCGCGGGCAGCGGCCCCCCGGACGGGAGGCCCGUGUCCCCGCUGCUCAUCUACGGCCCCUUUGGCACCGGCAAGACCUACACGCUGGCCAUGGCCUCCCUGCAGGUCCUGCAGCAGCCGCACACCAGGGUGCUCAUCUGCACACACACCAACAGCGCCGCCGACAUCUACGUGCGGGAGUAUUUCCACGGCCACGCCAGCAGCGGCCACCCCGAGGCGGCUCCGCUGCGGGUGAUGUACGCGGACCGGCCCCCCAGCCAGACGGACCCGACCACGCUGCGCUACUGCUGCCUGACCCAGGACCGCCGGGCCUUCCGCCCGCCCACGGCGGCAGAGCUGGCGCAGCACCGCCUGGUGGUCACCACUACCACCCAGGCCCGCGAGCUGGGGGUGGCCGCCGGCUUCUUCUCGCACAUCCUCAUCGACGAGGCCGCCCAGAUGCUGGAGUGCGAGGCCCUCACCCCGCUGCGCUACGCCGCGCCCGGCACCCGCGUGGUGCUGGCGGGCGACCACAUGCAGGUGGCGCCCAAGCUGUUCAGCGUGCCCGGGGCCAGGGCGGCCGAGCACACGCUGCUGUUCCGCCUCUUCCUGCACUACCAGCAGGAGGCGCACCCGGCCGCCCGGCAGAGCCGCGUGGUCUUCCACGAGAACUACCGCUCCACGGACGCCAUCGUCAGGUUCGUCUCCCGCCACUUCUACCUGGCCAAGGGCAGCCCCAUCCAAGCCAGCGGCAACGUCCCACGCCACCCCCGCCACCCCCCCCUCAUGUUCUGCCACGUGGCGGGCCGCCCCGAGCGGGACCUGACGCGGACGUCCUGGCUGAACCCGGCGGAGAUCGUGCAGGUGGUGGAGAAGGUGCAGGAGGCCUACGACACCUGGCCCGGCUGCUGGGGCGGCCGGGAGCAGAGAUUCAUCUGCGCCGUCUCCCACGGCGCCCAGGUCGGCGCACUGAGGCAGGAGCUCAGGAGGAGGAACCUGGGCGAGGUGUCGGUGGGCAGCUUCGAGAUCCUGCCAGGCCGGGAGUUCCGCGUCGUGGUGCUGAGCACCGUGCACAGCCGCGACAGCCUGCAGGGCCCCGGGGCGCCGACCGCAGGCUUCUUCACGGACGCCCGCGUGCUCAACACGGUCAUGACCCGCGCCCAGUCCCAGCUGGUGGCCGUGGGCGACGCCGUGGCCCUCUGCUCCUUCGGGGCCUGCAGCAAGCUCUGGAAGAGCUUCGUCCGCGAGUGCGUGCAGCAGCGCAGCGUCUGCCCCGCGGGGCUGUCGCUGGAGCAGAUCGAGCAGGCCGUGGGCCGGGGGCAGCGCGCCGCCCUCAGGGCAGAGGGGGCCGGCGCCGCUGCGCCCAGCAUGGCCGUCCCGGAGGGGCCCGCGGGCGGCCCGGCCGCCCAGUGCACAGCUGCCGCCACAGCCACGGCCGGUGCAGGCGUCGGGGACCGGGCCUCGUGUGCCACGGCCCGUGGCGCCACGGCAGAGGGGGGUCCCACGGCGGUGCAGGUGGCGGCCAGGCCGGCGGGAAACGCAGCGGCAGCAGCAGCGCCCACCACGGAGGGCGGGGAGUGCGAGGACACCGAGUCCGACUUCUGGCCGUGUGACGGGGAGCUCAACGCGGACGACCCCAUCCUGCAGGAGCUCCUGGACGAGAGCCGGAAGGUGACGGUGACCGUCGGGGAGGACGGGCUGCUGCAGACGGUCGCCAGGCCCGCCGGCCCGCGCCAGGCCUGGCGCUACGAGAACCUGCCGCUGGCGGCUCUGCACAGGCUGCUGGCCAGGGAGCCCGCGCUGCACCGCCGCUGCGCCUUCCUGCCGGAGACCUUCGACCGCGCGUCCGCCGUGCCGCUGGACGGCGGGGCCUCCGGCGCCAUCCAGCUCAGGGGCCGCCGGAACUGUGGCAUGGCGUUUGCCGGUGACGAGGUGCUGGUGAAGGUCCUGCCCGGGGCCGCUGGCGACGGGGGCGCCGCGGAGCGUCCGCAGGGCCGUGUGGUGGGCGUGCUCAAGAGGCGGCGGCAGGACCUGGCCUUCGUGUGCCGCGUGGACGAGUGGGACCCCCGCAUCAUGGUCCCCAUCAACAGCUCCGUGACCAAGAUCUUCGUGGCCGAGCUGAAGGACCCGCUGCAGGUGCCCCUCUACUGCCUGCACCAGGGCCGGGUGCAGCGCGUGGGCCAGGAGAGGCUCACGCCCGAGGCGCGGCGUGGCCGGCUCUUCUGGGUCCGCGUGGUCCUGUGGCGGACGCGCUUCUACUACCCGCUGGGCGUCGUCCUGGAGGUGCUGCCCGAGGCCACCAGCUGGGACCGGGCCCUCCGCGUCCUGGACCUGGAGUACGGCCUGAGGGCGCCCUCGCCGGACCCGGCCGCUGUCGCCAGGGCUCUGCAGAAGCACCGUGCGGAGCUGGGCCGCGCCGGCGGCCAGCGGGAGGACUGCCGCCGCUUCCUGACCUUCACGGUGGACCCCCAGGGCGCCUGCAACCUGGACGACGCCCUCAGCGUCCGGGACCUGGGCCCCCAGUACGAGGUGGCCGUGCACAUUGCGGACGUGGCCAGCCUCCUGCCCAGGGACGGGCCGCUGGACGUGGAGGCCCGCAGGCGGGGCACGGCGUUCUACGCGCCCGGCCGGGAGCCGGUCCCCAUGCUGCCGGCCGGCCUCUGCCGGGACGCGCUCAGCCUCCUGCCGGGCCAGGACCGCGCGGCCCUGUCGCUCUUCCUCACUGUGGAGAAGGGCAGCGGCCAGCUCGGGGGCUGGCGCUUCGGGCCGUCCGUGGUCUGCUCCGACCGGCAGCUGAGCUACGAGGAGGCCGAGCGGGCCAUCCGGGAGCACCCGGGCGUCCCGGCCCAGCUGGACUCCGUGGACGCCUGCCUGGUGGCCGCGUUCCACCUCUCCCGCGAGCUGCGCCGGCGCCGCCUGCAGGGCGCCUGUCUCUACGAGCAGAUGGACGAGGACAGCGCCCUGGGCUUCCGCGCAGCCCACCUCAUGGUCAAGGAGUACAUGAUCCAGUUCAACAGCCUGGCGGCGGAGUUCCUGGCGGGCAGCGAGCGCACCCGCGCGGUCACGCCGCUGCGCAGGCAGCCGGCGCCCAGCAGCCACCAGCUGGAGGCCGUGUCCCAGAAGCACGGGCCACUCGUGCCCCUGUCGCUGCACCUGCGCCACCACCUGCGUGCUGGCGGCCGCCCCGCGCCGCGGCUGCAGCUCCUGGCCUCCCUCUGGAAGCAGGUGCAGCUCGCCGCGUGUGGCGGGGACUACGAGCAGAUGGCGGACUUAAUCGCCACGGACGACGUGCACCCCUCGCUGGCGCCCGCGGGCCUCGACCUCCGAAAGGCCCUGGGCCGCUCUGUCUUUGGCCGCUCUGGCCAGGGCGCCCAGGCCGGCCACUACACGCUGCAGGUGGACCGGUACACCUGGGCCACCUCGCCCAUCCGCAGGUACCUGGACGUGGUGCUGCAGCGGCAGAUCCUGCUGGCGCUGGGCCACGGGGGCGCCGCGUACUCGGCGAGGGACGUGGACCGGCUCUGCCUGGACUUUGGCCAGCAGCAUGCGCAGGCGCAGGGCUACCAGCGGCGGGCCCGCGGUCUGCACCUGGCCGUGCAGCUCAAGGCCCAGCCUCGCCACAAGCUGGGCUUCGCGGUGGACGUGGAGGGCGGCAGCCGCUGCUUCACGCUGCUCUUCCCCACCCUCCGGGAGACGCUGCCCGACCCCUGCCCCGUGCACUACCGCUCCCUGCAGCUGGUCGAGCCGCCCCGGGACCUGGGGGGCCAGCAGGGCCUGCGGCUGCAAUGGCGGCGCCGCGUCUACUCCGUGCAGGGCUCCGACGCGUCCUCCCCCAAGCCCGGCGCCCUGCGCAGCCCACACACCCAGACCGUCAGCGCGGCCUUGUGGGAGCGGCUGCUGGCGCUGGUGGAGGCGCAGUGCUGGCCCGAGGCGGCCGCCCUGGUCGGGGAGCAGGAGGGGGAGCAGGCCCCGGGGCGGGAGCUGGUGCAGGUGCGGCGCAGCCGCUGCGGCCACUUCCUGGAGGUGGCCCAGGAGCUGGGCAGCGGGCACACGCUGCAGGUGCAGCUCGGCGCCAGCCUGCAGCGCGGCUUCCUGCUGCCCACGCUGCAGCUGUGGGAGGUGGCGCCCGGCCUCAGCCUCUGCCUGGAGCACGUGGAGCGGCCCGCGGACUGCUUCUUGGGCCACCCACACCAGGCGCCCCGGGACCGGUACCGAGACGCGGACGCGUACGCCCGCGUGUGGGAGCCGUUCUGCGCCCUGGAGUCCGUCACCAACGCGGUGGCCGAGAACAGCUCCAUCACGCUGCAGCACCUGCGGGUGUCCUGGGACGCAGAGCGGACGCCGCAGGGGCAGCUGCAGGGCACCUUCUGCCUGGAGACCUCCUUCCUCUCCGACAACAGCAUCGACGUGGACCUCGGCUACUGCUACCUCUGCAUCCGGCUGGAGGGGCUGUGCGCGCCCCCCGGGCCCCCGGCCCCGGGGCCCAGCGGCCUCGGCCCCCUCCUGAGCGUGGACCCCAGCACGUACACGUGGGUGGCCCACGGGCUGACCGAGAGCGGGGACCAGGAGGGCUGGGCGGACAGGGAGGAGGCGCCCAGGCAGGUGCACUUCUUCAUCCGCCACAUGGCCAUGGAGGAGGUUCCGGAAGACGUGCUGAGGCCGGGCACCCUGUUCACCGUCGAGGUGCUGCCCAAGCUGCUUCCUGACCUCCGCAAGGAAGAAGCCCUUCGCAGACUGGCCAUGGCGUCCCCGCUGGUCACCAGCAUUGCGUUGGGGCGGCCUGUCCCGCAGCCCGACACCUGCGCUGGCCAGCAUCCCUCCCCAGAGCGGCCACCAGCAGGUUCCUGGCGCGACAGGACCUUCAACAUCCCGGAGGCCCCACAAGUUGAACCCCAGCCAGAAUGCGGCCAUCAGGGAGCCCUCGAGGAACGCUUUGCGCUCAUCAGGGUCCGCCACGGGUGGCGGGCGGAUGUGGGGCAGUGUGGGGCGCUGUUGGCGCGACCUCGAGUGCCGCCUUCGCCGGUGUCGCCCUGGCCGGGGGGCGCUCUCUCUGUUCUGCUGCCCUGCCGUUGGGCUCUUCGUGGUCCUCUUCACCGGAACCCUCUGCCUCUUGUCUAUGUAUGUCAUUUCACCCUGCACCACCGGAUCCGCAAGGCCCCAACCCACGACGCGGCUGCAAUCAGGGCCUUUGAUGCGCGCUGGCAGAAGGGGGAGGUCUUCUCCAGGGAGGACCUGGACUCGUACAAGAGGGUCUUGAGGAAGGCACGCAAGUUCGAGCUGGACCAGCACCAGGUCAUUCUCUGCACGUGCUCCUGUGCGGCGGCCCCCGGCCUCAGGAACCUGGACGUCCGGCAGAUCCUGGUUGACGAGGCAGCCAUGGCCACCGAGCCGGAGACCCUUAUUCCGCUGGUGCACUUCCCGCAGGCCCAGAAGGUGGUUCUUCUUGGGGACCACAAGCAGCUGCGGCCCGUGGUCAGGAACGAGCGGCUGCAGAACUUGGGGCUGGACCGGUCCCUCUUCGAGCGCUACCACAGGGACGCCUACAUGCUGGACACGCAGUACCGCAUGCACGAUGGCAUCUGUGCUUUCCCCUCUGCGGAGUUCUACCAGGGGAAACUGAAGACCUGCCAGGGCCUGAGGCGGCCACCCAGUGUCCUGGGCCACGCUGGCAAGGAGAGCUGCCCUGUCAUCUUCGGCCACGUGCAGGGCCGGGAGCAGAGCCUGCUGGUGUCCACAGACGAAGGGAACGAGAACUCCAAGGCCAACAUGGAGGAGGUGGCAGUGGUAGUCUCCAUUGCCAAGCAGCUGACCCUGGGGAGGACGGUGGAGCCCAAGGACGUUGCCUCCCUGACCCCCUACAACGCGCCAGCGCCGCGGAGAUCCGCAAGGGCCUCCUGCGGGAGGGUGUGUGCCGGCAUGACGGUGUCCUCCAUCACAGAGCCAGGGUGAGGGAGCGAGUGGCGCUACGUGCUGGUGAGCACGGUCCGCACCUGCGGCAGGAGCGACCUGGACCAGCAGCCCACCAAGGCCUGGCUCCGGAAGUUCCUGGGGUUUGUCGUGGACCCCAACCAAGUGAACGUGGCCAUCACCCGGGCCCAGGAGGGGCUCUGCCUGAUCGGUGACCAUCUCCUCCUGCGCUGCUGCCCGCUCUGGCAGCGCCUCCUGGACUUCUGCGAGGCCCGGCAGAGCCUGGUGCCGGCCAGACAGGUGCGGGUCCGCAGGAGGCCGGCGCUGUCUUCCUGAGGAGCAGCCCCGUGCCCUGGGGAGCCGGGACUCGGAGGGGAGUCCCAGCAACGCUGCUGCCGGCCUGGGGGUCCACCCGGCAGAUGCCGCGUGCCUUGGUGGCCACUGCCCGGGCCCACCUGCCUGUGCCACGCAGCGAGGAGGACCACGGCACAGUCGUGGCCUCUGCCGGGCAGGGAGCAGGCCGGGCGUGGUCUGUCUGUAGGGCGUGAACUUGGGAGGAAGGGGAAGGGCUUCGAGGGUCCAUCCCCUCCCAGCUGUGCUGCUAUUCUGGGGACAUUUGGGGACAGGGAAGCUCCUCAGGGCUGAGAGCAGCCUCGUCGGGACCGGCAUGAGGAGGUUCUGCUGUCACCAGGAUGUUUUUUGGGCCAAGAAAGAAACUGCACUUUGGUCUAUGGACGCCGCCGUAGACGGAGUUGGGCUUGAGUUUCUAUUUUGAAAUAAACCAAAGCCAGUGUCCUCCGGGGCACAGGGACCUGGCCCUGACCCAGGGCAGGGCGGCCUGUCUGAUGCUGGGCCCCGGCCCUGCGUCCUUUGGGGGCCACCGCUCAGAGGGCAGAGGGCAGACCGGGACCAGGUGCCCCCUGGCCCUGCGGCCGCACAGUGGGCGGCAGUGCUGGCGGGUGGAGUGGCAGCCGCUCGGGUGUGUCUGUCUCGGGCAGGCGCGAGGACUCCUGCCACCCCCAGACUCCCACCUGGAGAUCGGCUCCAACUCUGCACCAGGCCGAUCCCCAGUGCAAUUCCGGGUUCCUGCGGCCUGUGCCUGGGGGCCUCUGCCGGUGACCUCGCUGCGGCCCCGGGGGACGCUUUCCUGGAGUUUUCCACAAACUCAGUCUCUACAUUCCAGUGUUUGUGUCUCAGACUCUGAAUUAUGUGAUUGCAUAUUGAUUUCAUUAUAAACAGCACCCUGAAAGCUC